AUGCUCGUGAACCAUUUGUGGGUGUUCGCAUUUUUUGGCGUCGCGUUCGCGUUUUUCCCAACCCUCCAAGAAGUGAACAUUUUCGCCGAUUUGCCGCCGAAAUUCCCGCAAAACUAUCGCGCACGAAUCGAGCAGAUUGUGAGCAACGACGACUACACGUUUGCGAUGAUGUCCGAACGGGCCAUCAAGCUCGCACAGGAGAUUGGCGACGCGAAAUUGGAGAAAAUCAUCAACGAGCAACCCGUUGCCUCUUAUAUGCACACCGAAGACAUAUCGCGAUUUGUUGAAUAUUUUGGACCGCGUAUGGAGAAAUUGAUAGCGAAAAUGCCGAAGAAGGUGGCCAAGUUCAAUAACGUCACCGAGUAUUUUAGGCGAUUUUAUGAGACGCAUUUGACGUACUUCGCGCCGGGUUUGAACGCGUUCUUCGCGAUUGUCAAGAACGAAGGAUUUCCCGAUAAAAAUAUGCGGGAUGUGUAUGAUCAUAUGCAAAGCGAUGCGAAUUAUUAUUUGAAAUUGACGAAGAAAAGCAGCGAGUAUCGAGAUCGAAUUCAACCAGUUGCUGAUGAUUUUGGCGACUAUUUCUAUUAUAACGAUAGCAAUAAAUAUACGGUGAAACAGAUCAAGGCGGCAAUCGAAACGCUCAAGAAGCGUUUGAGUAAAGAGGAUCUUGAAAUUCUCGAUAGACUUAUUCGCGAAACCGCCGAAUGGAAUAUCAAACGCCUCAAUGAAUCUCAAUAA
Molecule: messenger RNA, 738 nt
Organism: Caenorhabditis bovis
Lineage: Eukaryota; Metazoa; Nematoda; Chromadorea; Rhabditida; Rhabditidae
Source: the annotation of a GenBank genome assembly